Messenger RNA from Triticum turgidum subsp. durum (durum wheat), 366 nucleotides. Lineage: Eukaryota; Viridiplantae; Streptophyta; Magnoliopsida; Poales; Poaceae. The record is from the annotation of a GenBank genome assembly.
AUGGUUGCACACGCCAGCAUCUACUGCAACGCCACCACCGCCACGACCACGACGGCGAGGAGCGGGCCGGCAUACUCCGCCGUGGCUCCUAAGUCGUCGCCGAGGAAUGCCAAGAGAAGGAGCGGCAAGAAGGCGACGAGGACAAAGGCCGGGCGACGGCGCUGCAUGGAGGCGAUCAGGAGGAAGAUGGAAGCGCUGAGGCGGCUCGUCCCUAGCGGCGGCGAUCACCGCAGCGACGAGAUGGCGGAGGACGACGGAGUGGACGAGCUCCUGUUCCGCGCCGCCGACUACAUCGUGCGGCUGCAGGUGCAGGUGAAGGCGAUGCAGCUCAUGGUCGACGUGCUGGAGCACACCAAAGACUCUUGA